Messenger RNA from Ixodes scapularis (black-legged tick), 1264 nucleotides. RefSeq lists its product as uncharacterized. Bases 1 to 1026 code for a protein of 341 amino acids. Lineage: Eukaryota; Metazoa; Arthropoda; Arachnida; Ixodida; Ixodidae. The transcript has 2 exons. The record is from RefSeq and is a predicted model, not a curated record.
AUGGAGUGGGAGAAGGACAUACAGUUUCGAGGAUGGAACAGCAAGAGUACCAAGGGUAAUAAUUACGUUUUUUGCAAGGCAUGCUGUGUGCAUUUGACCGCUGGGAAGUGUGACUUGGAGAAACACGCGGCAACAAGAAAACACUGGUCAAACGCAAAGAAGCUGAUUGGCCAGCAAACCCUACUCAGCAUGCCCUCUACAAGUCAAGCGACACACAAAGGCAACCAGUGUGUCCGCCAAUGUUGCAAAAACAAAAUAGCAUGUAGCCGAACGAAAGCUACAGCUAUAGUGAAAAAUGUCACGGGUCAUCAAAGUAAGGAGGAGCUUUGUGAGCCUUUAAGGAACAACAAGUUUUCGUUGAUGGUCGACGAGUCAACAGACGGCAGCUGCUGCAAGCUUCUCUGCUUGGUUACACGUGUGUUCAAUGGAGAGCGCGUCGUGGACGCUUUCUUUGACUUGCUUCAGAUCCAAGACGCAACCGCACGAACCUUGUAUGAGCACAUUGUCAAGGCUUUUACGGACUGGCGCAUUCCCUGCAAAGAAAACAUGAUCAGAUUCGCGGCUGAUGGGGCGAAUGUCAUGAUGGGAACGAGGAACUCAGUCAUGACGCUUCUGCGACAGGACAUCCCUAAGCUGUUUACCAUGAAAUGUGUCUGUCAUUCUUUCCAUCUCUGCGCAUCCUAUGCCUCUGAGAAGCUGCCACGAGUAGUUGAAGACCAAGUCCGGGACAUCCACAACUACUUCCACUCCAGCCCGAAAAGACAGGGAAGACUGAAAGCUUUCCAAGCAUUUCUUGAGAGUGAACCUCACAAGCUCCUGCACGCAAGCCAGACUCGAUGGCUAUCUCUUCAUUCCGUUGUCACGAGAGUCCUGGAGCAGUACGAGCCUCUGAAGUACUUCUUCGCCGAAGAAGUAGGAACAUCACGCCUGUUGGCGCCACAGACAAUCUACAAAGGCUGGAAGACCCGCUUGUUCGGAUGUACCUGGAGUUCCUGGAGUUCGUCCUCCCUAUUUUUACGAACCUAAACAAGCAGAUGCAGUCUGAGGCUCCUCAAAUCCACACGCUGAGAAAAACGAUCUUUGAUGCCUUGAGAACCAUCUUGGACUGUUACAUGAAGAGUUCCUACUUAAUGUCAACGCCAAUCGAAGCAGUCGAGUUCAAGAACCCGGCCCAUUUCCUCAAAAUUGAAGACAUGUAUCUCGGAGCCAAGGUAACGUGCUCACUUGUCAAGGAAACCAGCCUCUCAUCAGCUCACAUGGAAGG